Leptosia nina is the source of this 444-nucleotide messenger RNA. The record is from the annotation of a GenBank genome assembly. Lineage: Eukaryota; Metazoa; Arthropoda; Insecta; Lepidoptera; Pieridae.
AUGGCUCUAAACAAACUUUGUUUCUACGCACUUACAGCAUUGCUGGCUGUUAACUUUAUAUUCGCUGAAGAACAACCACAACAUGAGGAGAGGAGGUUCCCUUGGCCCAACCAUUUUAGUUUCUCGUUUGAGCGCGCACUAAACGCUUCUAAGGGUUUCUUUCCUGGUGGCUUAUUUAACAAUUCCAGGGAAUUCUUUCCACGUCGCCCAGAAUCCAAUGAUCCCCAAGGACCUCCCAGCCGCUCUCAAAGAUCCAUACGGUUCUCUGGAUGCAAUUUCAACGCUGAACCCGGUCUUUCAUGCCUGGACUGUACUACAGCAAGGUUAUGUUUACCAAAUAACGUGAGCAUCACCGCCAAUUGUGGUUUCCUUCUACCCAACUGCAAUGGUGGACGCUGUUCAGCUUCUCCAAGCUCGUCUUGCAAUAGUACACGGAGCAAUUAA